Agrilus planipennis (emerald ash borer) is the source of this 603-nucleotide messenger RNA. RefSeq names its product COP9 signalosome complex subunit 2-like. The record is from RefSeq and is a predicted model, not a curated record. The transcript is spliced from 3 exons. Lineage: Eukaryota; Metazoa; Arthropoda; Insecta; Coleoptera; Buprestidae. Gene Ontology annotation, biological process: protein deneddylation. Bases 26 to 499 code for a protein of 157 amino acids. Gene Ontology annotation, cellular component: COP9 signalosome.
AAUUAUUUACUUGGUUUUUAGGCUAAUGAAGUCUGGAAUUAAUCCAUUUGAUUCUCAAGAAGCUAAACCCUACAAAAACGAUCCUGAAAUAUUAGCUAUGACCAACCUUGUUAAUGCUUACCAAACAAAUGAUAUAAAUGAAUUUGAAUUAAUUUUGAAACAGAACCGACAAAAUAUUAUGGAUGAUCUUUUCAUUCGUGAACAUAUUGAAGAUUUGCUUAGAAACAUAAGAACACAAGUUCUUAUAAAACUCAUUAAACCUUAUACAAGAAUACAAAUACCUCACAUUUCAAAAGAACUUAAUAUUGAUGUGACUGAAGUAGAAAGUUUACUGGUAUCCUGUAUACUAGACAAUACAAUUCGAGGUAGAAUAGACCAGGUGAAUCAGGUACUUCUACUAGAUAGAAAAAGUGUCAGUUCUUCACAUUAUAAUGCCUUGGAUAAGUGGACAAACCAGUUGAGCUCUCUGCAUGUGUCUAUUGCAUACAGAAUGGCUUAAUUUUUGGAGUACCUACUCAGCUCAACGCCAUAUUCUUUAUAUUAUUUACAACAGCUUUACCAAUCCAUUUUUUCUCCUUAUUAAUUACAUAUUGUGUAUUAUAA